AUGGCCUUUCAACAGCCAGUUACAACGCAACCCCAGUUUUCAGCUUACCCACAGCGAGGAGAGUGGGAGACUGGGCUGAUGGACUGCUGCAAUGACUGCGGCGUGUGUCUUUGUGGAUCCUUCUGCUUCAUCUGCCUGGGGUGCCAAGUGGCUGCAGACAUGAACGAGUGCUGCCUGUGUGGGACCAGCGUGGCCAUGAGGACCCUGUACCGCACCAAAUACAACAUCCCAGGCUCCAUUCUGAAUGAUGCUGUCACCACUAUGUGCUGCCCCUGGUGCUCACUCUGCCAGCUGAAGAGAGACAUCAACAUUAGGAAGAGCCAGAACAGAUUCUGGUAA
Molecule: messenger RNA, 339 nt
Organism: Acanthisitta chloris (rifleman)
Lineage: Eukaryota; Metazoa; Chordata; Aves; Passeriformes; Acanthisittidae
Product: placenta-specific gene 8 protein-like
Exons: 3
Coding region: 1-339 (112 amino acids)
Biological process (GO): positive regulation of transcription by RNA polymerase II
Source: RefSeq, a predicted model, not a curated record